UUACGAAGAGCUUUUAGGUCAAGGGCUGCUUUCUUUCUAUCUAGGUUACUAAAGGCAUACGAGUAUUGUCGAUUACAAGUAAAAGAAUAAGGUCGCAGUUGUUGAUGAAGUCGAAAUUCGAGCGAAUUUGGUGACAGAUACCCGAAUAUUACUGCUACCAAGACGACUUUCUAUUUGUUCCAAAAUGAGCUCGUUGGUCAACGAAGAGCUAGACGAAAUACAAAUCGAAAAGCACCAUGCUUCUAAAAAAGUUCGCAACAUAAUAAUCGUUGUGCUCAUCCUAUCAACUGUCAUCUUCAUCGCCGUCCUUAUUGCGUUACUGAUACGAGGGAAGAGCUCUGAAAAUGAUGAAAAUAACGACGAAGAUUCUUCAAUUCUUAUAGCCACUGAUGGUGGAACAAUACGAGGUACUAGGAAUUCAAAUGCUUGGGUGUUCAAGGGGAUUCCCUACGCCAAGCCCCCUAUAAAUGACAUGCGAUGGAAACCACCUUUCCCAUGUGGGCAUAAUCACUGCUGGCAAGGUACUUUUAAUGCUGCUUUUUACGGUAAAGUUUGCCCUCAGUUAAACAGCGAAGAUCAAGUCAUCGGCAGCGAAGAUUGCCUUUAUUUAAAUGUUUGGACGCCAAGUGUGGAUAUCAAGCAGCCUGUACUUGUAUUUAUUCAUGGAGGCGACUUGACUUACGGAUCUGGACACGAUAGUGGGAUUCAUCCGACCCCGGAAUUUGUGAGUAACUUGGGUGUUGUCGGCAUUUCUUUCAACUACAGACUUAACGCGUUUGGAUUUCUGAGCCUAGACGCUCUCUCAGACGGCUCCAAAAGCAAUACGUCUGGAAAUUACGGAUUCAUGGAUCAAAUUAUGGCGUUGUCGUGGAUUCAUACAAAUAUUGCACGUUUCGGUGGAGAUCCCGAUCGGGUUAUACUUCUUGGUCAAAGUUCUGGUGCCACUUCCUCCCUUGCUUUGUUAGUGUCCCCGCUAGCUAAUGGACUCUUUCACGGUGCUAUCCUUAUGAGUGCAUCCCCUGUAUUCAGUAAAUCAGCCAAUGAUGCUUCUAGUGACAACAAGGUUUUUGUCGAACGUAUGGGCUGUGCCCAUGACAGCCUUGCUUCUACGCGUGAGUGCCUCUACCGUUCUAAUGUAGCUAGAAUUAUACAGAAGAGCCCGUGGGAUGUAUACCCUUACUGGAGUAUGCCAGACCUGACCGAUCUUCCGACUCCGGGAUUUUUCAGCGGUGCCUUGGCAACAGUCGAUGGGCAUGUGGUACCAUACCCACCAUUUAUUGCGUUGUCUUCCGGUAGGAGAAUCAACGAUGUACCCGUCAUUUUAGGCACAACAGCUCAGGAGAUAGACUACUUUCCCGGAAAGCUCUUCAACACAAAGGCAGACCUGAGUGACUUCAAGAGAUACGCCAGCGAGAGGCUCUCAAGAUUCCUGAGUGAUGCCGAAAUCGAGAAAGUAUUUUCAAUGUACCUGGUUGAACACAAACAUCCGCGGCUUUCGUACGCUAAUAUCGUCACGGAUAUUCGAGUCACGUGCCCAACACGUGUGCUUGCCGGUGGCGCGUCCACCGGACUGCGUAGUGUCUAUCGUUACGUGGUGACCAACUGGCCUAGUAAGCCAGUCACGCUUGUGGGAGACAAGACCAGUGCUUACGCCUUUCACAUGUGGGAUCUAUUGGCGUUUUUCGGUUUCCCUGAAGCGUUCGGCUAUUCGCCAUCUGCCAGAGAUAAGAGAUUCAUGGUCAAUUUAAGAAGGGAGCUUGGUAGAUUUAUCCAUAGCAAUAAGGUUGAGAGCUCAGGCUGGAAGCCGUAUCCUGAGGUGACCGCUCUUUUCACCGACGGCGGAAUGGACUUUGCGCGUUCAUAUUUGGAUAGAGAAUGUGACCUCUGGUUAGGGCAUGGCCUGUUUCCAUAUGGCUGGGUCAACUAGUUUACGUCGAAGACAAAACAAUAUAAAGGCAGAGCAAGACUUUUUUGAAUAAUUUAUUGAGUAUGACAGACAAUCAGUUGUAGUUACACAUUUUCCAAAAUACGUUGGUGCAAAUGGCAAAUGGCACAUGGAAGUACUAAGAUCAAAAGUUUCUUGUGGUCUUAUUUAUUUGUUAUAUUUAAAGCCGUAUUGUCACCAGUUUACUUUCGGUCGAUUACCUAACAAUAUCCGAUGAUUUUUAACGGAAAACGCGAAAAUUAUUUCAAAAUAUUGAAAGGAGUGUGUCUAUGUCUGUCUGUGCAUUGGAAGUUUCUUUGAGGAUGCGAUAGAUAAUUUAGAGCGGCUUGCCUGUUUAAUAUCUCGGAUUUUAAUAAAUUCUUUUGUCUUUUGACGGUUGAGGUUUCUGUCGGACCUCCGGAAGUAAACUGGUGACAAUGCGGCUUUAAGGUGAUAACUAAGAAUCGUAUGAUUUAUCAAUAAUUUCCUGCAUUUAAUUAAAUCGAGGCCCCUGAUUUUUUGAUGCUAGAACUGUCAUUUAGGAAUAGCCAUUUGCACGGACAAGGUCUACUGAUAGGUAUAUAGUUCUAUUCUGCAAUGACACUGCAAGUGUAGCGCCAUUCCUUCUCCAAUCCUGGAGAAAACUGUUGACACACUUCCACAUUUGGAUAAAAAAGUCGAUUGAUGUACAUUAUUCAGUUCAUAUCUUUGCUUUAUUCAUUUCCUAUCUUUGCUUUUUCGUUCAAAUCACGUGACCACAAUUUGGCACAUCCCUUGACACAAACAUGACACCUGCUAAGUUUGGUUGUGAAACCUGCCUCGUACCCAGGCGUCUGAAGUCAGUAAAAACAAGUGAAAAUAUACUAGUGAGCGCAAUGAGCCACGGGAAGGUUUAGCGCUGGCGCAAAGGACCAAGGGAAGGGUCAACGCGAGAAAUGGUUUUCUUCGCGCUUAGUCCGGUCACGCUAGUAAGCGCCUGGGUACGAGUCAGUUUUCAAACAAUGUUUCUUUCAAGAGAUAUGAAUGUUUUUGCUUUUAAUCACGUUUUUUUUCUUUAAGUGACGUCAUCGAUGACGUUACCCAACACUUGACCAUAUUGUUGCAUCCACCUACAUGACACCUACCGAGUUUGUUUGCCAUAUGAUGUUUCCUUUGUGAAAUAUUAAUAUUGUUUUUUUCUGAUGACGUCAGCAUAUUUUUUGCUUUCUAGUGACGUCAUUGAUGACGUCACAAAUCUCGUGACCACAGUUUUGCAUCUCCCUUGAUACAUACAUGAAGCCCGCCACGUUUGGUUGUCAUACGAUGCUUUUUGGGGACGGACGUCCCGAAAACUCGAGUCGACAUAUUUGUUUUGUAUAUCACUUUUUUAAGUCGUGGAUAGCGAAGCUAUUCAGGACUUUUUGCGGUUAGUGGUUGUGUCACUAAUCGUCGACUCAAGUGUAACCCAUAGCAAAUCAUAACUCUUCUAAUAUCACAACACUCUUGGCCAAUCAAAUCAAACGUUUUAGCUAAAAAGCCCGCGAAUUGUCAGCGGUUCUCCAAUCCACGUCAAAAACAAACAUGGCAGCAGUAGUUGAAUUCUUUGAAGUUGGUGAUGGUUUAGACACAGGUAGCCCAGGCAAUGGUUGCUUGUUCGUAGCUCGGAAUUUGGCUGUUCUGGGACGAGGACGAGAACUGUUGUCAAUAAAAUUGCCUUAAAACUUA
Molecule: messenger RNA, 3628 nt
Organism: Nematostella vectensis (starlet sea anemone)
Lineage: Eukaryota; Metazoa; Cnidaria; Anthozoa; Actiniaria; Edwardsiidae
Product: para-nitrobenzyl esterase-like
Exons: 2
Coding region: 185-1927 (580 amino acids)
Source: RefSeq, a predicted model, not a curated record